This is a messenger RNA of Aegilops tauschii subsp. strangulata, 3125 nucleotides long. Its product is annotated as two-component response regulator-like PRR37. Gene Ontology annotation, biological process: cytokinin-activated signaling pathway; phosphorelay signal transduction system. The record is from RefSeq and is a predicted model, not a curated record. NCBI's taxonomy places the organism in Eukaryota, Viridiplantae, Streptophyta, Magnoliopsida, Poales, Poaceae. Gene Ontology annotation, molecular function: protein binding.
GGCUUCCCGCACACACACACACACACGGACUACUCCUCCAUCGAUCUCUCUCCCUCCGCUCGGCUCCAGCCGCCGCCGACGCCGUCCAUGGCCGCGCCCCCUCCCGCGUCUUCGUCGUCGUCCUCCUCCUCCACCUGACCGGCAGCGCGACAACGCGAGGUGAGCUCCCGCCUGUCUGUCACUCGUCUGCUCUGUUCCUGCUCGAUUGGGGAUCGAAUCAUCCGUUUCAAUCUGCGUGUGGAUCCAGGGCAUGCUCCUCCGUUCACUCCAGGCCCCCUCUCUAGCUAAUAAUAUGUGUCCGGAAAUUGCUGGAGAUUAACCGGCUCGCCGCCUUGUCUGCUACUGCCCCCCUUUUAGCCGCCGCUCGCCGCCGGCCGCUCCAUUCGAGGAGACGAUUCAUUCCGCUGCAGUCUCAACAGCUUGCUCUUGUGUUUUUUUGCGUUUUGUUUUUGAUUUGAUUUGGUGGCCCGCCGUGGACGAGCGCACGCACGCACGCACGCCCUGGGACUCCCGGAUGCGACCGAGGUUCGAUUAUUACUCACGGCAGCGUACUGCUGAUUGUGCUAUGCGCGCCUCCUCCUCCCUCACCGUCAACCACCAAAGGACCCCAACAUGUUUCCUCUUGGAGCCAGGCCGCCUCCUCCUAGCGCCAUGGACCGCCAUCACCACCAGCAGCCGCCGUCGCCGCAGGGGGAGCAUGCCGCCCAGCCACGCUGCUGGGAGGAGUUCCUCCACAGGAAGACCAUCAGGGUGCUGCUCGUGGAGACCGACGACUCCACCCGGCAGGUCGUCACCGCCCUGCUCCGCCACUGCAUGUACCAAGUUAUCCCUGCUGAAAACGGCCACCAGGCGUGGGCGUAUCUUCAGGACAUGCAGAGCAACAUCGACCUUGUUCUGACAGAGGUCUUCAUGCACGGCGGUCUCUCUGGGAUCGACCUGCUCGGCAGGAUCAUGAACCACGAGGUCUGCAAGGACAUCCCCGUCAUCAUGAUGUCGUCGCACGAUUCGAUGGGCACGGUCCUCAGCUGCCUGUCAAAUGGUGCCGCCGACUUCUUGGCCAAGCCGAUUCGUAAGAACGAGCUUAAGAACCUUUGGGCGCAUGUGUGGAGACGGUCUCACAGCUCCAGUGGCAGUGGCAGUGGCAGUGGAAGUGCCAUUCAGACACAGAAGUGUACCAAAUCUAAGAGUGGCAAUGAUUCCAAUAAUAACAGCAAUAAUCGCAACGACGAUGCCAGCAUGGGGCUCAAUGCAAGGGAUGGCAGCGAUAAUGGCAGUGGCACUCAGACCUCAUGGACAAAGCGUGCCGUUGAGAUCGACAGUCCGCAGGACAUGUCUCCAGAUCAGUCAGUUGAUCCGCCUGAUAGCACUUGCGCGCAUGUGAGCCACCUGAAGUCAGAGAUAUGCAGCAAUAGAUUAAGAGGUACAAAUAACAAAAAAUGCCAGAAACCAAAAGAAACUAAUGCUGAGUUCAAAGGGAAGGAGUUGGAGAUAGGUGCCCCUGGUAAUUUGAAUACAGAGGAUCAAUCCUCCCCGAAUGAGAGUUCGGUCAAACCAGCUGAUAAUGGACGGUGUGAGUAUCUGCCACAGAACAAUUCCAAUGAUACAGUUAUGGAAAAUUCGGAUGAGCCAAUUGUUCGAGCUGCUGACCUAAUCGGUUCGAUGGCCAAAAACAUGGACGCCCAACAGGCAGCUAGAGCCAUAGAUGCUCCUAACUGCUCCUCACAAGCGCCGCAAGGGAAAGACACGGACCGUGAAAACGCCAUGCCGUAUCUUGAACUGAGCCUGAAGAGGUCGAGAUCGACCGCGGACGGAGCGGAUGCUGCGAUCCAGGAGGAACAGAGGAACGUCGUGAGACGAUCGGACCUCUCGGCAUUCACGAGGUACAAUACGUGCGCGGUCUCCAAUCAAGGCGGUGCAGGGUUCGUCGGGAGCUGCUCGCCCAACGGCAACAGCUCCGAGGCCGCGAAAACGGACGCCGCUCAGAUGAAGCAAGGCUCCAACGGCAGCAGCAACAACAACGACAUGGGCUCCACCACCAAGAGCGUGGUGACCAAGCCCGCCGGCGGAAAUAAUAAGGUUUCGCCCAUCAACGGCAACACACAUACCUCGGCGUUCCAUCGUGUGCAGCCGUGGACGCCGGCAACAGCAGCAGGGAAAGACAAGGCUGAUGAAAUGAGCAAGAAGAAUGCUGCAACAGCAGCAGCGGCGAAAGACAAUGGUGGUGAAGCACAGAGCAAACGCCCCUGUGCAGCGGCCCAUGACACGAAUGGUGGAUCAUCGGCAGGAGGCACUGCUCAGUCCAAUGUGGUCAAUCCUUCGGGUCCGGUUGAAGGUCAUGCUGCCAACUAUGGUAGCAACUCUGGCAGUAAUAACAACACCAACAAUGGGAGCACCGCAGCUACUGCUGCUGCUGCUGUACAUGCUGAGACCGGUGGCAUCGACAAAAGAAGCAACAUGAUGCACAUGAAACGGGAGCGCCGGGUGGCCGCCGUGAACAAGUUCAGAGAGAAGAGAAAAGAGAGGAACUUCGGGAAGAAGGUGCGUUACCAGAGCAGGAAGAGACUGGCCGAGCAGCGCCCGCGGGUGCGCGGGCAGUUCGUGCGGCAGCCGCCACCGCCGGCUGCCGUUGAGAGAUAACCUCCCGCCACACACCUAGCUAUACCUAGUACCUACUAUUUAGACAGCUGAUUCUUGUGUCUUUGGCCAUGGAUCAUUCAGAGACGGUCCUCAUGCAUCUCGUCUCAUCUCCUGGAAGAAGAAGAAUAACAAGCUACUCCUCCUGCCUGCCUUAGCUACCUACCAUAGAACAUGCCGGCGGAGGAGGACGACUGUAGAGUACAUAGUACAAGUGCGGAGUCGAUCAGACAGGCUCCCGAGCGCUAAGUAGUACGUAAGUAAUCAAUUAAUGUCUGAACCUGUAUAACGGCAUGAGUGAGUAUUGUGCUGUACACUCGUCAGCAGCUUGGCUCUGGCGGCGGCGGCGGCAUUGCACGCACGCGCGCACGCAUCCAACCAAGCCGAUCGAGUGUCUCUGGUGUCAUCAAUCAACGCAUAUUUGUGGUUUACCAGCAAGUCAUUACUGUAUAUGUACUUGUCCCAAAUCUAUCUUACCCGUGUCGGCAUCA